CUUCUUUUUCAGGUCCAAAACAAAAUUCACAAAAAAUGACACAAGUGUUCACUCCCACGGUUUACAAACAGUUAUCCCUAAUGGUUUUAGUGGAACUCAUUUUUAAAAUAUCUGAAUAUGUAUUAGCAAUUGUUUUACGUGGGAAUCCAAAGAGUACUCUCACAACUCUUGUCAUCAACAAAAUAUAUCUUUUGGACAUGAUAUUCACAUUGUCAGAGUAUUUCAUCGAAGUUUUCUUAGUACCAGAGCUGAAACAAGUGUGGUGGAUGAUGCAUUUGGGGAUUAGUAUGGUAAUAACAGGAGAAAUCAUACGCAAGACGGCCAUCAUAACAGCUGGUUAUGGGUUCACACACCAGAUUAGGACCAAUCGGGACGAGGAACAUCAGCUUGUAACACAUGGAAUAUACAAAUAUAUGCGUCAUCCUGGCUAUGUUGGUUACAUGAUUUGGUCAGUGGGUGUUCAAAUAAUGCUCUGUAAUCCAUUGUGGGCGAUUGGCUUAGCAGUUGAACUUUGGCGCUUCUUUUCUGAUCGGAUUGUAUAUGAAGAGAAAUACUUGAGGGAGUUCUUUGGUGAGCGGUAUGAUGAGUAUGCAAGGCGAGUUCCAUCUGGAGUGCCUUUUGUAUGAUGAGCAAGUGAUUGAUCUAUGAUUCUAACUAUGCUACUGUCUUUUACAUUUUUUUUUUCCAUUUGUAAUAUAACUUCACAAAUGGUGAUUGUUGAUCUGGCCUUUUUAUUUUUACUUAGUUGUAGUAAUAAUAAUAAAGUAUGUAAACUUCUAUACGUAUAGUGGAUA
Messenger RNA from Humulus lupulus (European hop), 794 nucleotides. RefSeq names its product protein-S-isoprenylcysteine O-methyltransferase B. Gene Ontology annotation, biological process: C-terminal protein methylation. Gene Ontology annotation, molecular function: protein C-terminal S-isoprenylcysteine carboxyl O-methyltransferase activity. The record is from RefSeq and is a predicted model, not a curated record. Gene Ontology annotation, cellular component: membrane; endoplasmic reticulum. Lineage: Eukaryota; Viridiplantae; Streptophyta; Magnoliopsida; Rosales; Cannabaceae. The transcript has a single exon. Bases 36 to 626 code for a protein of 196 amino acids.